AUGGGAGGUAAACGCAAAAAGUCCAAAAGCGGGCCUAUCAAGAAGGAAAGUCGUUAUAAAAUUCCUUCUCGUUUUGACUGCCCGCUGUGUGAUGUGAAGAGCUCCAUUAUAGUGGGAAUCUCACGUUCUACGGGUAUCGCCACCGUGCACUGUCGCUCCUGUCAUGUAGGUAAAGGUAGAAAAUGGCCGAUCCUACCGCGUGAAAAAGGUGUUGAUGUCUUUUUCCGCUUUCGCGAGGAGCUAUUAGAGUUAGAUCGACAAUUCUUGGAUAAUCAUCCGAUGGAGAUGAGUAGCGGCGGUGCGGGUUUAGGCGGAAGCAUCACGAACCUCGCGGAGCUGAGUCGUCAAGAGAAUCGCCGAUUAGCUUCCGAUGCGGCGGGGUAUGACGUGAGGGGGGCGAAAAAUGGAGCCGGCUACGGUGCUGAGAAGAGAGGAAAACGUCAUCGUCCAUCGUCGAGCGAGGGGCGCUCCGAAGAUGCAGGCGACCAUAAUAAUAAUAUUGAUGAUGUGAUGAACUUUUUCAUCCCGCCUCGUUUCGAUGAUGAGGAUGAAAAUGAUGGGGCGAAUGAUCAUGAUUCUAUGACUGAGGAAGAGCAGUACGCCGCGAUGUUUGCAUAA
Molecule: messenger RNA, 618 nt
Organism: Phytomonas sp. EM1
Lineage: Eukaryota; Euglenozoa; Kinetoplastea; Trypanosomatida; Trypanosomatidae
Source: the annotation of a GenBank genome assembly